GUCAUGACCGCAACUAAACAGCGUCCUGUUCGCUUCCAAUUUCUUCACUUUUACUCUCAGCAUCAAUCUCUGUUUUAUGUGUGUGUAUAAGCUAGUUUCAUGGAGUUCUUUAAGAUUAUAUAGAUUUCAUCUUUUGAAAUUGAAGCUUCCAGGCCUUGUAGCUGAAUUGUGUUAGGAUCUGCUAUUUGAUUGGUGGAAAUCUUACACAGAUUUUCAUGUUAUUGGGAGCAGUUAAAUAGUAUUAAUUUUGUUUUCUUUUUCAUUUUAGUUAAUAUAUUUUUCAAAAGAAAUGAAGUUCAGAAAAGGGAACUUGGUGGAGGUUUUAAGAAGAGAAGAUGAUCCAUGUGGCUCCUGGUAUACUGCUAAUAUACUUUCAGCACAUGGUGACAGCUAUGUCGUUCGGUACAAACUGUUUACGGAUCGUAAAGGAAACCAGGUGGUUGAGAACGUGCAAGGGAAGGAUGUUAGACCGCUGCCUCCGUAUGUAAACGGGAAGAAUUGGGUGGUCGGCGAUGUCACUGAGGUGUUCGAUGUAUGGUGUUGGAGGAUAGGAAAGGUUGCAAAGGUGUUAAAUAACAAUGAUUCUUUUGUCAUUAAGUUGUUUGGUUCCAUCCAUCUUAAGGAAUUUCAUGCAUCAAGCUUAAGGGUUAGGCAGGCUUGGCAUGGCAACAAAUGGAUGGUGGUUGGGAAGGUUGCUGGAAGUAAAGAUUUGGACAACAAUUUUAUACCGAAAAUUCCAUACCACGCUGAUUGCUUGCGUUUCAAGACACCAUUACAACAUAAGGGUGGAGCUGAUAAGGUCACCAUGUGCCUGUCCAUUGGAGCCAUACAUAAAGUCUACGGUCAUCAAUCUGAAGAAUUCAACAUCGAUAAGCACUUUGGUGGAAAACUUAAGACAAGGAAAUUGCCUCGUAAAAGAACACAUCCUUUGUUUAAUCGGGUAGAUGAGUUCUCUUACCGACAUGCAGGGAUCGAUGAAAAAUUCAUUAAGCUAUCAACAAAAACUAAUAAUCGGAUGGAAGAUACAAAUCCCAACUGUGUAUAUCAUUCUUCUAGGCCUGUUUGGUCUGCUGAAAACAGUGACAAAUGCUCAGUUGCUAGCUGUAGUUUAAUGGUGUUGCUGAUUUUGGUGGCUGGAUUUCUCUAAAUCAUCGAAAAACAUACCCGAUCAUUCCGAUGCCGAGUCAUCAUUCCCGUCUUUGUGUGUCAAAAGAAACUUACCCUCAUCCCGUGUCGACAAAGUCGUCAAUAUCCAUGAACUAGAGCUUCAUGCUUACAAGUCAACAGUGGAGGCAUUGUAUGUUUCAGGUCCUUUAACUUGGGAGCAGGAGGAAAUGUUGACGAAUCUUCGCCUCUCCCUCAACAUUUCGGAUGAGGAACACCUACUCCAGCUGAGACACCUUUUGUCGGCUCAUGUUCUAUGAUCCGGUCUUGUUCAUGUCUCUUAUGUCUUGUCCAUGGAUGUAAUUGGUUUAAUCAGGCUCCUUAACCAAUGACAGUUUUCGAGACCCCUUAGCUAUUCGGCUACGGCUACCGAGUCUCUUCUUCUGCAGGCGGCACCAUACCUUUGUAGUUAUAUAACUUUUCCGGUGUAUAUAACAUGUAAAGUAUAUAGAGGAAUUGGAGCUUUACAUGUUGAAGCUUAGAGCCAA
This is a messenger RNA of Hibiscus syriacus, 1652 nucleotides long. RefSeq lists its product as uncharacterized. The transcript has 3 exons. The coding region runs from base 290 to 1147 and encodes 285 amino acids. The record is from RefSeq and is a predicted model, not a curated record. NCBI's taxonomy places the organism in Eukaryota, Viridiplantae, Streptophyta, Magnoliopsida, Malvales, Malvaceae.